Plenodomus lingam JN3 is the source of this 1617-nucleotide messenger RNA. RefSeq lists its product as uncharacterized. Lineage: Eukaryota; Fungi; Ascomycota; Dothideomycetes; Pleosporales; Leptosphaeriaceae. Gene Ontology annotation, biological process: meiotic joint molecule formation; double-strand break repair via homologous recombination; meiotic DNA recombinase assembly involved in reciprocal meiotic recombination. The record is from RefSeq and is a predicted model, not a curated record. Gene Ontology annotation, cellular component: Swi5-Swi2 complex; Swi5-Sfr1 complex.
AUGGCCAUGGCUGAUGGCCGGACAGAGGUGCCAGACUCGGAGGAUGAGGCCACGACGUCUUCGCCGCCUAUCCAUACCGAUGAUCCGCAGACUGAGACUGACAAGCUUUCUGCAAACGGUCCUGUUCCGAUCCAAGGCCGGCAAGACGCGCUAUCCAAGGCCAGUCUCUCUUACCAAGCGCCCGCCAAAGUUCUCGCCAAUGCAGCUGCGGACUUGGUCGCUGAUGGUGGCAAUGCUUCUGUCAACGUCGACGAAUCCCCGGUUGAUGAUGAUCAGUGUGGAACGUGCGCAAGUGCGCCGUUGCGACAGCAAGGAGAUGUGUACGAAGCUGGAAAUAGCCAUGCACAUAUGGAGAUACCUUUCGCAAUAUCUUCGCCAGAUCUCAAGCUCGGUGAUACGCCACUUCGGCCACACACGGCCACCACUGAAGAGCGCCCUGCAAUGCACGACCAAAGCUUAAAUUCACAGAUGUCGAGCCCCGAAGCGACCACUAGCGAUUCAAGUAGCAAAGGUGACUCAAACGACUAUAGGAGAUUAGCAGGUCAGGUUGAACUUGUCAAGCACGAUCUUGUGCAUGUUGAACACGACAGCCAAAUGUCCACACCUGUAGGCGAUGUCGAAAAUUCGAAAGUGGUAGCAAAUGUGACGAGCGAUGCACACUAUGGGCAGCCGUUACCCUUAGAAACACGUCAGAACAUAAACUUUAGCUCGAAUGAAGCCCCGUCGACCGAAAUAAUGUUUCAUGAAGCGGAUGACUUGAAUGAUGGUCACACGGAAAACUAUACUCAAGAUGAGCUUGCAAUAGAAGCCACUCUACCGAAUACGGUGCUGGAAGAGCGUGCGACUCAUGGAGAGGUGAACAGAACGGAUCACGACUGCAAAGAAGGAUCAGCAGAGACCAUGCCUCGAACGUCUGAGACUACGGCGGAUGUACCUGGAACAUCAUCAUCUGUGACAACCGAGAUGCCAGACGAAUCAUCUACGAUUCACAAUAUAGAGCCAGAUCAUAACAUGUAUGAACCUCAUCUAGCCCCAGAGCUGUCUGCGACCGUUCAAGAGCCACUCGUUCCAGAGACAGUCACGCCCUGCCUCGAGCAAAGCUCCGAUGGACAGCAGACACAAGAGCAGGACGCAGAUAAGGGUCGGUCUGUUGAACAGCGUACCACUUGGACCCGGGACGGUGAUAACGAAGUCCAGGGCACAUCAUCAGCUUUACCCACUAAACCAACCCCACAGCCACAGCUCGCCCCAGUUGAGCCUGCUGAACCAUCCGCCACACAUCCUCUACCCCCAAAAACGCCCCAAGAAAUCACUCUAGCUGGAUUGAAAGCACAAAAGAAAGCGUUGCUCACUUCUCUCGCCAAAAUGCCUGCCAUACAAGUCCUCAUCGAGGAAAGCGCUGAUCUCGAAGCUGAAGCGGACGACGCACAUGAUGAACCGACCGAGGCAGAUGUAAUGGCUGCUGCAAACAAGAUUGUAAAGGAUCACAUCAAACUACUACACGAAUACAACGAGCUCAAGGACGUGGGACAAGGGCUUAUGGGCCUGAUUGCGGAUCAGCGAGGCGUGAGAAUAGUAGAGGUACAGGAGGAGUUUGGUAUAGAGGCGAAGGAUUGA